AUGGCUGUGGUUGACUGCGAUACCCCCGCGGCGAAAGAUGGAUGGCCCUCUGUCAUGGAAUGUUUAGACUUUGGGUCCGGAUACGCUUUUCAGAUGUGUUUAUGUGUGUAUGCUAAGAUUAUAGCGUAGGGAAUGUGGAAUCGUUGGGUUUUGUGUAGGGUAUGGGAAUGUAUGGUGUUUGAGGGGUGUGUUUGUUUGUUGUUUGGUCUGCUUGCUUCAUUGCUUCAUUGCUUCACUGCUUGUCUGCACUGCUUGUUUGUAUGCCGCUCUAUCCAUCCUUUCUCAUCAUGUCUCACGCGAGCAGCUGAAUGCAUGAUAACUGCAUAUACACAUUGCCCAACUCACUCCAUACACACAUACACACGCAUACAACAUCCCAUACACACAACCCACCUCGCCCACCACCCCUCCAGGCCCACCUCAGACGAGCCCACCCGUCAACACGGGAAAUCCGAACAUCAUUCGACAUAUACACACAGGCACACAUAACAAUUAAUUAUCCAAUUCACUCCGCGGUUGUUGAAACCCACCCUCCCCACAAAUGCACACACGCACACACACGCACUAUGUUUGACGAUUGAUGCUG
Molecule: messenger RNA, 586 nt
Organism: Pseudovirgaria hyperparasitica
Lineage: Eukaryota; Fungi; Ascomycota; Dothideomycetes; Acrospermales; Acrospermaceae
Exons: 1
Coding region: 133-489 (118 amino acids)
Source: RefSeq, a predicted model, not a curated record